AUGUAUGGAAUCGAUAACAAGCUCGGGUAUUUUGCGAACUGUUGCUCGAGGUCGUCGCAAAUCAUCGUGAUGAUGCGAACCGUUCAUGUCCCAGCGGCGGCAAGUCGAAACAGCCAAACUGAAAACACGCCCGAGAAUCCAAGUCCAAUCUAUGAGUCCGCAAACCUUCCUAUGCUGCUCAUUGAAUAUCAAGUCUUUACAGGUACCAAAAUCCCGGGGAAGAAAGACGGCAUGAACGAAUCGAGCGCGCUCUUCAGGGUUCCGUUUUCAUCUGAACCGAGUCCACGGAAGAACGAAAAAAAGCGAAACGUUGAUAGCUCGUGCGCACCAUUAAAAAAACCGACGCCGUGUUGUUCCCGCGCACUCUUCACUGGACUUGACAAGGCUCAGGGUGUGAAGAUGCUGGGGUUUGCGCCAGCAUCUGCUAUUGAAUCAACUGAGAAAGCAACCAGCAAAGUAACACGUGAUCAACCUGCGUCCAAACUCCCGCUAGAGCCGGAACUACGAGGGCUAUACUCGCAAGCUGCCGAGGCUUUCGCAGACGGACGUUUCAGCGAGGCAGCGAGCGGUUUUGAACGAGUCUUGCGACUGCUCGCUGAGCAACAAAAGUUGGAGUCGGCAAGUUCCCGACCGCAGCGGGGAGAUGCCCCGUGGAUCAAGCGGCUAGGUUACCUGAGCGCCUGGAGCCUGGGACAAGUAUACGAACGGAUCGGUGAACCCGCAGCAGCCUUCGAAGCGUACGCGAAGGCAACGCACUACCAACCGAAAACCGUGCUGUUGUGGCUGAAGGCCGCAGCUACUGCUGAAGCUGCAGGGUAUCGAGGCGCGUGUUGUUUCGCCCUGCGCCAGACGCGUGCACUGCUGCGUCAGAGCGAGAAGGCGCUGCCAGCCUGGAAUAUUCUUUUUAGACAGCUGCACCGACGACUAGUUACUUGUCUAGCGCAUGCGAGCAGUGCGGCGUGGCGACGAAAACGCCGGCAUGAAACGCUGGAAAGCGAGGCAGCAGGAACGAGGCGUCGACAAUCACAGGGCGAGAAGGCAACUGAAUCGUCGCAGUCGUCGGUGUUGUCUAUCAUACCAAUGGAUGACGACGGAGCACUGGUUUUCGAUGUAGUCGAUCAAGUGGAUCAAUUGGUACACAAGCGUCUUGCAAUGGAUACAGCAGAGCCGCUGCUCACCGCCAAUGUGUUCAUACGGGAUGAACGCGAAACCGCAGCAUCUUUUUCUGCCAAAGGCGCGCACGGGCACGUAACGGAUGCUCGACGCUCCCCGCUCUCUAGUGUAGGAGCUGCAGCGCUUCCGUCUAGUGGUGUUGGUGAUGAUGCUGCAUCCUUUGAACAGGUGGCGGGAAGAGUGGCUACUGUGAUGCGGACAACGACGGAAUCUUCUUCGUUCGUGCAGGAAGGCGUGUCAGAACGGGUGGAUAGCGGCAUGCUUCGUGCAGGUGCAUGCGUUCCGGCCGAGGCGCAAGAGUCGGCGCCUGGAUUAACGUCAAAGAAAGCGAUAGUGACCAAGUUACCGAACAAGCUCCGUGCAUCUGGUGCUAGCGAAUCACCCAGGGAAGGCUCAGAAGCGGCAGAGCGGCAGCCAGUGGAACACAAGCAUUCGAAACGAACGGCAUGCGAAUCGACUCGUGGUACAACCAGUGACCCUGUGACGUCAUUGACGGCCUCGACACGCGGUCGAGCUGCUAGUGCAACGGCUGCAGUCACGGUGAACGAAGCAAUGCAGCAGCAGCAGCAGCAGCAACGGGGAAUAUGCUCCACGUGUCAAGGAGGCGGCGUAGAGAGCGACCCUCAGGUGGUGGCGGUGGCGACGGUGCCUCCGGCGCGAAGCUCCCGUUCGGGGGAAACUUGUUCAGAGCCAAACCGCGCUGGUGUUUCCACUGCGGAAAGCGAGUCACCUGCCCGUAGAACGCGUCGGUCUCUUCGGUACGAGACAGAGGCUUCGCUUAGAAGUUCUUCAGUCCCACGUUCCAUGAUUAUUGCAGGAAUAUCAGCUGGUGAGAUUCCCGGAGGCGCAGGUGCCAACGGAGCGGCACCAGCAUCGCGUUUGCUGCCAUCCAACGACCAAGAUGCGGCUUCUGCAACUGCAACACCAGAGGCAGCAGCAGUUCUAGAACAGCUGCGUUGCCAGCUGCACGACGCCUUGCGUGACUACGAUGCUACCGAGCAGCAGAAUCCGGCUUCAUCAUCACAGGCAGCACAAGUGAUCGAGUCUGUUCAAGAGACGCCCACAGCUCGGGUAGCUAACGCAACAAUCAUCGACGCUGUGCGCUCCGUGGGAGCGCCUUUUCAGUUCCACGAGUCGCUUCUGCCGCUUACAACGCUCGUGAACCGAAUACUAGGCGAAGCACUUGAUCGAAUGAUGACGAUUCCAGUGCGAAUGCGUACGACGCUAGCGCGAAAGCUCUGUCGCCUUUAUCAUUUAUGGAUCAGUUGGCAUCCGAACGGUACCGGGUCGUUCGUGCUAGGCACGCCAGCGUCUAGCGCGAUACCACAAGAGGAACGCGCUCACUGGUGGCUGGUAUGGAUGUGGCGUAGCCUAGCGCUCCUGGAGGUUGCGUUCUGGGCGGGAGACUGGUCACUGGUGGACGACGUCCUCACAAGGACGCGAGCCUGCUUUGAUGGUUAUAUGCGGGAGGGCCUGUUGCCUUCAAGCACGAUCCGUAUGCUGUUGCUCAUUCGGUACAUGUACCUGCACGCCCUGAACUUGCUGCGGCAAAAGCAUUGGAACGCUGCGAUGGAUGCGCUCAAGAGAGCGCUCGCGCUCUGGGAAGAUGUUCAGCGCCUGCAACGUGAUCAUACGACCGUUUCUGAAGCGCAUUUCGUGGACAGUGCAGGGAAACGUUGUACAUCAGGGCGCCUUCAGCGGGUAUCGGUGUCGCCACAGGAGCCGCCAACCAGUCAGCAGUCAGCCUGUGCUGAGAGAGAGGCUUUGCAAGCAUCCAGCGGAUACAAUGAAUGCACGAUCGCAGCAAGCAUGGAAGCAGAAUACCAGACUGAACCCAGCAAAGCGAAUGAGAGCACAGCUGCGGGGGUAUCGGUGUCGCAGAUAUCCGUUCCGCGGCACGCCGCAGGCCAGUUCGUAGCGGAUGAAGUGCAUCCCAAAGACACUGCAGAUGACACUGCACACGCGCUGCAAAAUGACGCAGCAACGGAGCGUUUCGGGCGAGCAUCGGGGAAAUAUCCGGCAAGGACGGAAACAGCCAUUCAGGGGUCUGUUUCGCUGGGGUGCAGGAACACGGUUGCACCUGUCACAGGGACGACAGCCACACACGCACUUGUUUUCGAGGAUACCUCGCCGCUCUGCGAGGAUAUGUCUGUAACGGAGAGCGAUGCUCCAGUCGAGAGGCUGCUGCGCGCCUGGCGCUUGCGCCGGCGAGCGUCAGCAUCCACUGCACUGCUGGAGUUGCCAGAGGCAUCGGGGAACGCUUCCCAGCUGGCAUCCGCUGAGGCGUGUCGAGCACAGGAGCGCUGCCGUAGCGUUUCCGCAUCGACUGCAGCGGAGAACGGACCGGAGGCAACGAGUGCAUGCCAGGUGCUAUGCAGCUGGAUGGCGGGCUUGCAUCCGGAUCAGCUCCUCGAGCACGCCGCUCUCCCCGAAGAAACAUCGCUGCACCUAGGCAAGAUAGACCUGCUUCGAUGCCUCCAGUAUGCGGCCUUCGAACAACUCUGGAAGAGUUUAGGCGCCUCCGAGGAUACGUUUCAGACCGAGAUGCUGGACUCGGAAGCGAUGCUCAUGCGUCUCUUGUCGUUUUUGGAUCUUCCAAUCGAGACUGUUCAGGUCAGAUUGCGGCAGCUGUUGUCGCGCUAUGCCGGCGGUGCUGCAGUCGUUGCCGCGCAGGAGCUGCAGCGCGUAACGUUGCGAGUCACGGCGGCAACCGCUUCAGCGUCUGCAGCUCCGACUGCACGCUCUCCGGACUCGUCUCCGCGAUUGGAAGCGCAAGCCCAGCGCAGUAGGGAGCCGUCGCUUUCACGCUGGCGAAAGCUAGCCGCUCUAGCGCAGAGCUUGCGUCGGGAACUUGACGCCCUGGGGAAAGCGACACUCGUGGUGCCAGCUCAGCUGCGCCACAAACUCUAUCAGAUGCUCGGCGUGUCGUUGCCGCGAAUCCUAGACUUGCUCUGGGAUGUAGCCCCGUCCGAGUCGAUCAUUGAGCAAAACCUGCAUGAUCAGCUCCUGGUCGAAUGGGCGGCAGUGUUUGGUCUCUUUGUUGUUGGGCGAGAGCGUUUCAUCCGAACGCACGCUUUCUCAGACUCGGAUGAAGCUGUUCGCUGCUCCGCCGGUGCGUUUCUGCAUCAGCUUCUGCACGGCUUGGCGCUGCGGCUACAGCGUGGGACGGCCUUGUCCAUGGAACGAAGAGCCUCCGAACGAAUGCGGCAGGCUUGUAGCCUCCUUUACCAGCUCUAUGCGGGAAUGCUGUGGGAGCGGCUCUCUGCAGAGCAAGGAGCGCGUUGGUUUCUUGGAUGUUCGCUGUGUAGUCCGGAAUGGGAUCCUUCUUGGUUUUCGCGUCUCGACUGGGAGCGCAUUCAAUGCCUGCAUGUGCUUUAUGGCCUAGACUGCUCAGCGAUCGGACUGAAAUCUGGUCCACCAGUGGCAGCGAGUUGCAGUGCAUGGACCUUGGCUAGAGCGCUGCGUCCAGAGCAGAUGGUGCUUCCACCGGAGGCGCUCUGUCCGGCGCUGACCCUCGGUCAGUCCGAACUUGACGACGUGCUCGCGAGUCGCUCACGACCCCGUAUUCGCACGCUAUGGCAAUGGACUGGGAAAUUGAUCCAAGCAGCAAGCGGUAUCGAGCAGCGCUAUCUGUUGCCCUGUUAUCGGGAUCUGCUUCUGUAUCAUUUCCGGCUGCAGAUGGAGUACCUGGACCUGGAGUACAAGAGAGUGGCUGAACCAGAGCGACGGGCUCGACUGCUACCAACCGAGCUGCUAGACGCGCUUCAGACACUCAUUGAGUUGCUGCUUCCUUUCUUCAUUGGAUCGGCAGCUUUGAAGCAGGAUGCUCCGCAGCAAGAACGAUGUGUUGGCCGGAAGCGCCUACAGGGGCUGUUGUCCCCUGAGGCCGACAACCCAGCCCCACGAAUUAGCCCGUAUUUUCGGGCGACACGGCACGAGUCGCCCGGUGCAGCCAAGUCGUCAACGGAAACAGCAUCGGAGACAGCCGCAGCCCCGACGCCAGCUACAGAAAUGGGCACAGCGGCUUCUGCUCCCGCGGCAGCAACGCAAAGGAAAGCAACCGGCUCGGGCAAUGCAUCCGAAGCAGGAGUAGCAGCGGUCGAGGCUGUCGAUCCGGAAGCUGUUUCACGAGAUACCUCUGCCUCUGCGAUAGAUGCUCCGUCUUCUGAGGCUGCUACCGCGGCUGUUGGCAUCGUUGCUGAUCAUCCCGGCAAAGGUACGAUUGAGCGUACCGAGCAGCAGCUCGCAUGCAACUCGGAAGUAUCAAACCUCGAGGACAGACGCGCACUCUGUCCGCGACUCGAUGAUUCCGAGUUAACACUGGCACUGGCGACCUGUAUGCGUCAUGCUGCACAGUUUUCACUGGAAACAGCGGAACUUAUUGGCAACGCGAACCGCUUUCGUCUUCACAGGUACGUGGAGUGGCUGCUCACAGCACAUCGGUUCGCUGUGGGCGUUCAGACGAUCGCGUCUGGUGGCAACAAACACGCCCCGGAUGCAGUAAUCAUAAUGACGAGCCACAGCGGUACCGCUGGACACGCGUCGGCUCCUGAAGCAGCCGCUUCCGUUUCAUGCAGACACGCCACGGGCGCAAAACGUACACCAAACGCUCACGCUGUCCAUACUGCUGCUCACUGGGAGGCACUCUACUGUGCCUAUCUCUUACUUCCGAUACAUAUCCCGGCUGCUGCUUGGGAUACACUUGCGCCGGAUACAAAGCGCGCAGUUGAAUCCGCGCGUGCUUCCAUGCCCAACCUGCUGUGCACAUUGCGGGAACAAGCGCACGGGAAAGACGAUACCCCGGAUGCGGAAGACGCACCAGCAGCGGAGUCAGAAGUAGCGCUUCUGCUCGAUUACUGGCAAUGGUUACGGGAGGUUGGCGAAGCCGCGCCCCCCGUGUCGUACGCAAGCAGUGUCGAGCGUAUCGCCGAACGACUUGCGCGCUAUGAACACGCUUUGCCGCGACUUUCUCAGCAACUGCACGGCCAGGCCCAGUUGCAGUACUCACCGUGGCUCGAGUACCGACUCGCAGUGCUGGCGAAUGCGCUCUACCAAGCGCUCGGUUGGAUCCCGAGUUCGAAGAGCGCACAUCCUGGAACGACGACGACGCGGUCGACGAGGUCGAAUGGAUCGAACGAUGAGCUUGGGUCUGUGCUGACGCAACUUGCUGAGCUGCCGUCGUAUCGCAGUGCCUACCUGUACGCCUUGGGCGUCUUUUGUGGUUAUCAGGACGCUGCGCGAGCGAUCACUGCCCUGGAGCCGUUGUUUCGUGUGGAUGCGUCGAGCGCUUCGCGGCACGGCUAUUUUUGGUUGAUGUGGAACCACCGGUAUCUGGUAGCACCGGAGCAGUUGCCGCAUGCACCGUUGCUCUACGAUAACCACUGCUUUGCGUACUGGCAGUUUCGAUGUUUUGCGCUCUAUGUGCGGUUACUCGAAUGCACCCUCCGUUACGAUACCAUGCUGGCGCUGGAACGCACUUUGUCGCGGCGGAUGCAACGUCACAAUGCGUUGGAUGCGGAAUGUCUGACCCUGAUUGUAGAGCGGAACCUUUUCGCUUUUGCGAACGGCUUUGCUGGUGUCGCAUGCCCCGCAGCUGCUGCACAGGAACUGAUCCAGCCGGUUACCGCAACGCAACUCGUUCGGCCGGUGGAUUUGCAACUCGUCUGGGAGCUCUACACGGACGCUGUGCUCGUGAAUGAUCUCCUCCAGGAUGCAGGUUCGAUGCUUGAUUCGCCGGACGUUGCUUGGACAGGCUCUGCGGCGUUGGUAGACGCCUGUCCGUGGCCCCUGACUGGCCACAACUUGCCACAAGUCGGAGAGAGCUGCGGUGAAGCCGUUCUUGAUCUGGCCGAACGUCUCCUGAUCAUCGCUGCGGAGGCUGAGGGUGCAACGAACGAGCACGCGCUGCAAGUGCUCCAGCGUCGGUGUCGUCACUGGUUUGGGCGUUCCGUCUAA
Cyanidioschyzon merolae strain 10D is the source of this 7128-nucleotide messenger RNA. RefSeq lists its product as hypothetical. Gene Ontology annotation, molecular function: protein binding. Bases 1 to 7128 code for a protein of 2375 amino acids. The record is from RefSeq and is a predicted model, not a curated record. The transcript has a single exon. NCBI's taxonomy places the organism in Eukaryota, Rhodophyta, Bangiophyceae, Cyanidiales, Cyanidiaceae.